Messenger RNA from Poecile atricapillus (Black-capped chickadee), 1361 nucleotides. RefSeq names its product circadian associated repressor of transcription (gene CIART). Gene Ontology annotation, molecular function: RNA polymerase II cis-regulatory region sequence-specific DNA binding. Gene Ontology annotation, biological process: circadian regulation of gene expression; negative regulation of DNA-templated transcription. Bases 360 to 1025 code for a protein of 221 amino acids. The record is from RefSeq and is a predicted model, not a curated record. NCBI's taxonomy places the organism in Eukaryota, Metazoa, Chordata, Aves, Passeriformes, Paridae. The transcript is spliced from 5 exons. Gene Ontology annotation, cellular component: nucleus.
CGCCGCGGGCGGGGCGGGACCGGCACCGGGGACAGAGAACCCGGGACACCGGAACACCGGGACCGGCACGAGGACAGCGACCGUGGCACGGGGACACCGGUACGGCGACAGUGUUACUUGCUCAGGGACAUUGACACCGGCACGGGAAACGGGGACAGCGAUACCAGCAACGGCAUCGGGACCCUGAUACCGGGACAGGAACGGGGACGGUGAUACUGGAACAGUGAUACCGGCACUGGGUCAGGAACGGGAACGGCGACACCGGCACCACCGCAGCUGCAGCCGGGAGCAGCCUCGGCUGGGUGACCCUGCUGGAGCUGAACGCAGGGAGAGGCUCCCCUGGGGGGGCCACCCCCGCCAUGGAGCCCCCCGCCCGUGCCUGCUCCUGCGGCUCCCCUGCCUCUGACAGCGAGGUGGAGGCUGGCAGCCCCCCCCGGAGCCCCCCCAAAGCUGAGCGCAGCCGAAAGCGCCCGGGGGGGCUGGACCGAGCACCCCCGGAAUCGCCGCCGUCACCCCGCGGGGGGAAGCGCCCGCGGAAGGGGGAGGGAGGGGAUGUCCCUCCCAGCGAUGGCGAUCGCCUCUUUGCCCAAAAGUGCCGGGAGCUCCGGGGCUUCAUCCGGCCGCUGGCGGAGCUGCUGGAGGGGCUGCGGCGGGGCCGCUACGACAGAGGGCUGAGCAGCUUCCAGCAGAGCGUGGCCAUGGACCGGCUGCAGCGGAUCAUUGGGGUCCUGCAGAAGCCAGAGAUGGGCGCCCGGUACCUGGGGACGCUGCUGCAGGUGGAGGCGAUGCUGCGGCUCUGGUUCCCCCACGUCGCCCCCAAACCCGCGCUGGACCCGGCGCCCCCCGCGGCUCCCCCGCGCCGCCGCCCCCCCGCCGGUCCCCCCGGGGCUCCCCGCUGCCGCCGCCUGCCCGGGGACCUCCCCGGGGACCUGCCGGUCGCCAGCCCCGCGGGGACGUUACAGCAGCGGGGGUCCCCCCGGUGCCAGGCCGGGACCCCCGAGUCCCCCCCGGCGCCGGACGUGUGACACCCCCCCCGGCUCGGGGGGGGAGAUCUCGUCUGCAUUUCUUGGUUUUGCCUUUUCUGAUUGUUUUUUUACCAGUGGUCAGUGAGACCCGCGGGCGGGCGGGACUGACCGGGGGGCCCGAGCCCCCCCAGGAGCCCCAACCCCGGGGCGGCCGCGUGCCUUGGCCGGAGCGGAGCCCCCUCCCCGCGGGGGCCGGGCCCUCCCGGGCUUGUGCCUUCCCCCGCGGCCUGGGGUGGCUGGGGGCGACUGUGGCUGAGGGCUGCGGACCCCCGAGCGGGGAUGUCCCACAGCCGGCCCUGCUGGAAGCAAUAAACGCCGCGGGAGCGGCCGGGGCCA